Molecule: messenger RNA, 744 nt
Organism: Eimeria mitis
Lineage: Eukaryota; Apicomplexa; Conoidasida; Eucoccidiorida; Eimeriidae
Exons: 2
Coding region: 1-744 (247 amino acids)
Source: RefSeq, a predicted model, not a curated record
AUGCUGCUCGUUCUCAACGAAGCCCCUGCACCUCCAGUGACAGCCGCCUCUCGUGUUAUUUCUGGUGCCACUCAAGAGCGUACACAGCGGGUACAGCAGGCACCGGCGCCCGCAGCUCGAACGCCGCAGCGGCAGCAACUUCCUGCCACAUUGCCCUUCGAUUUCUCAAGCAUCGUCGUGGACGGUGGUCGAGUCGCUCAGUUCCCCGCGGGGGGGAAUAAUGGGCCACCCCCAAGCACAUCUUCUGCGCCUGCUUCCAGUACUGCCACCUCCCCACUUGCCCCUGCAGGGGGAACUGCUGCUGCGUCAUUGACAUCUACCAUAGAUGCACAGGUAAAAGCACUGAUCCGGCGCCGCGCAGAAGAGGCGGUGGCCGCAGCAACAGCGGAUCCCGCAUCCCUGAGCAUCAUCCGAGUACAGAAUCCAGUCAUUGGAGAUGCCAUAAAAGCUGCUGUAGAUGAGCGCCAGGCAGCUACUCUUCCAAGAGGAACAGAUGCAGCUCAACCAGCGGAGGCUGGAGCAGCGAUGAAGCAGUUGAUGGAACUCCUAGAAAAAGAAUAUGAAGCUCAGAAAAAGGUAAGGUGCAAGCAUGUUGUAGGGGGCCCACCCGGCUCUGUUGCCUCUGCUGCUCUUGCUGCUGCCUGCUCCAUCUUAGCCUGCGUUGACAGACUGUACGACUGCAUCGAGAAGCAGCAACUGCAACCAAAACAAAUCUAUGCAAUUCUGUCUCCCUGUACAGGCUGA